Rotaria sp. Silwood2 is the source of this 3798-nucleotide messenger RNA. Lineage: Eukaryota; Metazoa; Rotifera; Eurotatoria; Philodinida; Philodinidae. The record is from the annotation of a GenBank genome assembly.
AUGACUAUAAAUUUCUUUCAUUUUAUUGUGCUCUUAUCAUCGAUAAAUGCUUUCUAUUUACCCGGUUUAGCACCGAAUACAUUCUGUCGUACAUCAAUACCUGAUUCAAAAUGCAAAACUCAAGUUGACGUAUUUGUCAAUCGUCUUGAUUCGGUUGAAUCUAUAUUACCUUAUGAAUAUUCAUAUUUUGAUUUUUGUACUGUCGUUGAUGAACCAUCACCAGUAGAAAAUCUUGGUCAAGUUUUAUUCGGAGAACGAAUUCGUCCAUCACCAUAUAAAUUUAAUUUUCUUAAAAAUGUCAAUUGUAAACUUGUAUGUAAAAAAACAUUUACGUCAACAGAUGCUAGACAACAAAAAUUUCUUAAACGUCUAAUGAAAGGCGUGGUACUAAAUUAUCAACAACAUUGGAUUAUUGAUAAUAUGCCAGUAACAUUAUGUUACUUAAAUUCUGAAAAUACAGAAUUUUGUUCACGUGGUUUUCCUAUUGGUUGUUAUGUAAGUAAAAGGGGUCAAGCAAAAGAAUCCUGCAAUAUUCGAGAUGGAAAAAAUGAUACAUUCUAUAUUUUUAAUCAUUUGGAUUUUGAAAUUAGCUAUCAUAGUGGAGCAGGUAUGGUAAUAGGAAAAUUAAUCUUUAUACAGUAUAUAUUAGUUGCUAUCUCAGUAGACGAAACAUGGGGAACUGCAUUUGGAGAGGAUGGUGGUCGAAUUAUUUCAGCAAAAGUUCAAGUUAGCAGUUUAAAUUCGGAGACUUGUGAACGUAAUGCUAAACCCAUUACAUUUCCAUCAACAUCAACAGAAGUUGAAAUUCCAUUUACAUAUAGUGUUACAUUUAAACGAAAUAAUGAUAUACGUUGGGCUAGUCGAUGGGAUUAUAUACUUAAAUCAUUACCUCAAACACAUAUUCAAUGGUUUUCAAUAUUAAAUUCUCUUAUUAUUGUACUUUUUCUUUCCGGUAUGAUUGCUAUGAUUCUUUUACGUACACUUUAUAAAGACAUAGCUCGUUACAAUCAAAUCGUUGAGAAUAUUAGCGAAGAAGACGCACAAGAAGAAUUUGGAUGGAAAUUGGUGCAUGGAGAUGUAUUUCGAUCACCAAAUAAAGGAAUGCUUUUGUCGGUUCUUGUUGGUAAUGGUGUUCAAAUUACAAUCAUGUCAUUGAUUACUUUGAUUUUUGCUUGUCUUGGAUUUCUGUCGCCAUCGAGUCGUGGUGCUUUGAUGACUUGUAAAUCAUUUCUUUUUUUAAGAUAUGUUUUAUUUGUUUUGAUUUGCCAAGGUGCUAUUAUAUGCUAUGUCCUAUUGGGUACACCAGCUGGUUAUACUUCAGCUCGUUUAUAUAAAAUGUUUGGUGGGAAAAAUUGGAUGAAAAACGUUCCUAUGACAGCAAUUGUAUGUCCUGGUGUGAUUUUUAGUACUUUUUUUAUUUUGAAUCUUGUUCUUUGGGCACAUGGAAGUUCAGCAGCUAUUCCAUUUACCACAUUUUUAGCAUUACUUGCUUUAUGGUUUUGUGUAUCAACACCACUUGUAUUUCUUGGAGCGUAUCUUGGUUUUAAACAUAAUACUAUACAAAAUCCAGUUCGAACAAAUCAAAUUCCACGUCAAAUACCUGAACAAACAUCCUAUACAAAACCAUUACCAGGUAUUUUAAUGGGUGGUGUCCUUCCAUUUGGUUGUAUUUUUAUUCAAUUAUUUUUUAUUUUGAACAGUAUUUGGGCUCAUCAAUAUUAUUAUUUUUUUGGAUUUUUACUUGUUGUUUAUAUAAUAUUAAUUUUAACAUGUUCUGAAACAACAAUUCUUCUUUGUUAUUUUCAUUUAUGUGCCGAGGAUUAUAAUUGGUGGUGGCGUUCAUUUUUAACAUCAGGCUUUACAGCUGUUUAUUUCCUUUUAUAUUCAAUUUAUUAUUUUACAACAAAAUUAGAAAUAUCAGAUGGUACAUCAACAUUUCUUUAUUUUGGUUAUACAUUAAUGUUAACAUUUAUUUUAUUUUUAUUUACCGAUUUUAUGCAUCAUACUUUAACAGCAUUGACCAGCAUCUGUGAAGAUGCUUUUAAUUCAGCUAACAUUGGACAAUAUGAUUUAAAACCAUUUAAUCGACAAUUAAUAAAUGAAGAAUAUUUAAAUAAAAUUUUAAUGAAUAAUGAUGAACAUAUAGAUAAUUCAUCAUUAUAUUGUCCAACAACGAAUUUUAAACAAUUAUUUCGUUUAUCACAUUUACAUGUUGCACAUCCAUCACGAACUUCACUUUGGUUUCAUCUUCUGCGUCAAGAUAGAACACGUCAUCAACAUAAAUUUCAACAAGCUGUCGAACGUUAUCCAGAAGAUAUACGAAAUAUGUUCGGUCGCCGAAAUGAUAUAACUGUUCGUCUUCCAUCAUGUGUUGAUGCUAAUCAUAUACCUCAUUAUAAUUUAAAUCGAAGAGGUCAACAUGCUAUAACUCGAAUAUUAAGUGUAUUUGCUUAUUAUCAUCCUGAUAUAACAUGGGCACCAUUACUUGCACCCAUGACAGCUUUAUUUUUACAUUAUAUGACAGAAAUUGAUGCGUAUGAAUCAUUAUUAAUUCUUACAAGUAGUGAUUACAAAAUAAUGACUGAAACAGAAAUUCAAUAUCAAUCAUUAUCAUUAGCAUUUCGUACAUUAUUACGUCGACAUUGUCGUUCAGUUUAUGAAGUUGUUAGUAAACAACCAUGUCUAUUUGAUGAAUGGCUUUGGAUUAUAUUUGAACAUUUACCAUUUACAUAUCUUGUACCAAUAAUUGAUUGUCUUUUAAUUGAAGAUAUGAAAAUUCUUAUACGUAUAAGUAUGACAUUAUUUCAUUUUUUUGUUAAAUAUGGUUCAAAUCAACAAACAGUAUCAAUAAAACCUCGACGACGUGAUUCAAUAUUUCGUUUAUCAAAAUCUGUUCGUAAGCCAGUACGUUUCGAAAAUCAACUAUCAUCAUCAUCAUUAUCAUCAUCAUAUAAAACAAAUACAAAUGCUUGUGAAAAUUUAAUUAAUUAUAUACAACAUUUUGAUUUACCGAUGGAAAAAUUUUUUAAACAUGCUUUUGGUAUUUCUCAUUUACAACGAAAAGAAAUUUUUCGAGCUAUUGAGAUUGAAGAAGAAAAAAUAAAAUUAGAACGCCGUCGUGUAAUGCCACUUCUUCGUCGUUCAUCAUCUGCAGGUGAUCAACCUGCAUUAAAUCUCACAUCAAUUCCAAAAUCUCUUACAAGUCGUCCAAUUCAUCAUCAAAAUUCUAUGCCAAUAAUAAUGAUUCGUGAAUUUGAUACAACAACAGCAAGUCAUUCAGAUUUUGCUUAUCUUUGGUCAUUAAUUCCAAGUCGUCUUACUGAUUUUCAACCUGAACGUAUUUAUUCAUCAAAUAUUCAUGGUCGUCGUCUGCAAACAUUAUAUGAUCAUGUUGAAUAUCAUGAAUAUUGUCUUAUUAUUAUACGUAAUGAACAUCAACAAAUUUUCGGAGGUUUUUUUUUAGGUCAAUUAGCUAAUCGUACAAAAACACGAACAUGGUUUGGUACAGGUGAAUCAUUUUUAUUUACAUUAAAACCAGAACGACAAGUAUUCAGAUGGGUUGGUUAUCAAUCAUCAACAAAGGGUAGUACAAAAGCGUAUGAAGAUUAUUUUAUAUAUGGUGAUGAUGAACGUUUACAAAUGGGUGGUAGUAAAGAACCACUUAAUAUUGGUUUAUGCAUUCAACGUGAUUUAAAUGAAGGUAGUACAAGACAAUGUGAUACAUAUGCUAAUAAACCAUUAUCUAGCAGCGAACAUUUUCAAAUAAUGGAAAUCGAAGUAUUUGGAUUUACGCGAUAA